This is a messenger RNA of Lagenorhynchus albirostris (white-beaked dolphin), 465 nucleotides long. RefSeq names its product oocyte secreted protein family member 3 (gene OOSP3). The transcript is spliced from 5 exons. The record is from RefSeq and is a predicted model, not a curated record. NCBI's taxonomy places the organism in Eukaryota, Metazoa, Chordata, Mammalia, Artiodactyla, Delphinidae. Bases 1 to 465 code for a protein of 154 amino acids.
AUGAAAACGGGUCUUUGGUUGGGAGCUGACAUCGUGAAGGCUUCUGUGGGGUUCCGAUCAUCUUUACUUCUCUGCAUAAUUUCGGCGUUUUCUGAGGAAGAGUCAGUGUCCAUAGGGUGUACUUGUACAUUCUGGACUGUUAUUCCACUGACUCUCCUUGGUCAAGGCCGCCUCUUGCAUUCUGAUGAAGUGUCUCUGAGAACUGGCUGUCCUGUCACCAGCCUAACUGAGAAGGGCUCACCAUUUUUGGAUGCCACUCCAAGCACUAUCAACAACAAUCUUACAAAGUUCAAAAAUGAUAUUCCCUCUACCAGUUCUUGUUCUUCCUGGAACUUAACCAACCCUUACCUGUUAGAAUUGCCUUGGAUUCCAUACUUCCAACACUCCUCGCCAUCCCAUCAGUCACUUCCACUUAAAAUGCCUCAUUCUUUAGUUCAUGAGAGUGCAAAUGUGGUUCUGUUCUAG